Rhagoletis pomonella (apple maggot) is the source of this 3934-nucleotide messenger RNA. Its product is annotated as mucin-5AC-like. Bases 1 to 3738 code for a protein of 1245 amino acids. Gene Ontology annotation, biological process: neuron cell-cell adhesion; synaptic vesicle endocytosis; postsynaptic membrane assembly. Gene Ontology annotation, cellular component: cell surface; postsynaptic membrane; synapse. Gene Ontology annotation, molecular function: neurexin family protein binding; signaling receptor activity. Lineage: Eukaryota; Metazoa; Arthropoda; Insecta; Diptera; Tephritidae. The record is from RefSeq and is a predicted model, not a curated record. The transcript is spliced from 7 exons.
AUGGUAAAUAUAUUUUUUAGCCCUUUGAUGUUGCCGCACAGCAUUACAGGCGAAGAGUUGGCCUUCAUUUUCGGUGCACCACUUGCACCGGCCGGUCCCUUUCCCAGCAAUUCGUAUGGUGCACAGGAAAAGCUGCUCUCCGAGGCCGUCAUGACGUACUGGACGAAUUUUGCAAAAACAGGCAAUCCAAAGGCCCCUUGGAAGGGUAACUUUAUUAAUUUGCAUGCCUUAGAAUGGGACCGCUACGAUCUCGAUUGGCCUGAAUUUAACAAACGUACACAAGCCUACAUGAAUAUUGGCAUACCACCAUCGAUUGGCUACAAGUACCGGCAAAUCUACAUGAAUUUCUGGAACAAAGAGCUACCCGAUGAACUGAAUCAAAUCGCAAACAUACAAAGACAACCUAGUGGAGGUGGCAGCGAAGUAAUAACCGGGCACAUGAGUCAAUUUGGCACACGUGAUAAUGGUGCCGAGGAUCCGGUACGCACACUGAAACUGCUACUCCAGGAGCCAUGGAAAAUGGGUGGCAGCAGUGAGGCAGGCGCCAGCAGUACGAAUGGUGGAGGCGUGGUAGGCGUGGAAACUUUGGCGGAGAAUAUGUAUAAUGCGCCACCGACCUUUGGCGUAGCCAAGCAUGCGGAUGAUGAGCAGCUCUAUGCGUUAACCGCCGCAGGAAAUGCCGCAAGCAUUGGUAGCGCCAGUAGUGCAGGCAACAAAGAGGAAGUUGCCAAAUCAGAGGCGACAAUACAACUGCUCAUCGGACUGAUUGCCGUUUUUAUUGUGCUCAAUGUCAUCAUCUACUCAACCUUCUUGCUGCAGAAGAAGAAGAAGGCGCACAAAAUGCAACGCAAGCUAGGCGGCAUACUCAGCUAUGACGGCACUACCGAUGAUGAGUUCAAGCGCUCAAAGCAAAAUGACGGAGAUGAAAGCUACAUACUGGAUAUUGUACGCAAAUCGAACACAUAUGAAGCGGUGAAAACGGAACGUUCACCCAUCAAUGGUUUUCAAAUGACACGGCAGUUAAGCACAUCGACUGUGGAUGCGCACACAAAGGUAUGCGCUUGGAUGUCGGCUGCCGCAGGUGCCGCCGCGGAGGCGAAGGCAUGUGCCGGUGGUGGUGGUGCCGAUAGUUCCAAGGGUGGUUCAAAGAAAUCAUCAUCGCCCACUUUCUCUUCGCUACGCAGCAGCAGCGCCGGUGGCAGUUUCAAACAGCCAGUGCAGCCACAGAAAGUGAGUGUCGCCGUGGAUGCCACACCACAGACGCGAAGCAGCAGUGUGCUGGAGCAGGAGCCCAUUGAGGCGCUUAAGCUGAAGGCAGAUGGCCGAAAUAUAAUAAUAUGCCAGGAAGUGGAGGUGGUCGAUCAGGAGCUGCUCACGCCACAAAAUUCGCUCGAUAGCUCGCGCUAUACGCUCGUGCGUCAGCAUUCAGCUGCCACCGAGCCGUGCGAGGCAGAAUUACCACAACAGGGGCAAUUGCCGAUAUACAAGCAAACACCGCAGCAUGCGCAUUCGCAUUCCGACCCCGUCGACAUGCAGCACUAUUAUAGCAGCUUAUGCGGCGCCACGACCGAGCAAGAUGAGAAGGUGACCAGCUUUGUGGGCGAGGAUAUAAAUGUGACUAGUCGCGAUGACGACGACGCUGCAGCGCUCGCGCAUGCACUCACACCUGCACAGCAACUGCAAGUUAUUAAAAGUCGUAAUUAUCCAAAAGUUUUACCCACAACGAAAGCAACCACCACAACAACAACCAACGCUGAUGUGAAAUUUCUUGCGAGCGCAGACGAUUCACCACCUAUGACGCUCGAUUUGCGCACCACCAAUAAACGCAAUUCACUGCCGCCCAAUAGUUUUCUGCCACAUUUUGGCAGCACCAUGGGCGGCAGCAUGGGUGCGCGCUACCCGCCGUUGCCGCCACCUCGCACCAUCUCCACACUGGGACGUAAGCCUUCGCAGCGUCGCAACAGCAGCAAUAUUACAACAUCGCCGCUGAUGUUGGCACACGAUUGCACAGCUGAGGAAGAAGAAGAACCGCCAAUUACGCAGAAUACGCUUAUUGUGGGCCCCUUAAUACCACAGCAGAAGCAAAAGAUGUGUGGUGGCGCUUCUGAUGCUAAUUACUCGACGCUUAAGCGAAAUGAGGCAGCCACAACCGACAAAGCUGCGGUGAUCUUUAAUAGCCUGCCAAGUAGUAGAGUGAAAGAUGCAAAGACGACGCAGACAACAACAGCAAUGCAUAGCAUAUCUGGCGCGUCAUUAGCGCCAACCAACACUCAAAUCGGCUCAAAGACGCCUACGAUUACGACAGCAGGUGUUACGGGCGUAACAACAUUCUUAAGUAGCGGCGCUGAUGCUGGCCUACAAAGCUUCGAAAGUCGGCCAAUUUCCUCCGUGGGAGUGGACGAUAAAUUUCAGCAACAACAACAACAACAAAAUGAGAAACAACAACCUACACAUCAUACAGAGCGGGUAUACGCAAUACAACAGCCAGCUACAGCUAAUUUGCUAGCCAUGCAAACAGGAAGCCAGACAGGAACAGCAACAAAUGUGACACCUACCUUAAUUACAGCCCCAGUAAUGAAUUUGACAGGCCAUCAAAAUGUUGAUGUACACAACAAUUUUCCUACUAAGAGGAACAACAGCAACAACAACAGCAAGGGUAUUAAUGCUGACAUCAGUGACAUUUAUGCGCAGCCCAACAAGUCGACCAUUAAAGCAAAAACAAAUUUGACAGCGCCCAAACUGAGUGCGCCGGCUGAGCAAUCGACAAGAACACCAGCAACCAGUGCAAGUAAUCCCUCAACACACCAACAAAAAACAUCUACAAUCGGUGCAAUAGCCGCUUUGGCGCGAUUACCCGGCUACACGACAACAGCCGCUGCAGCACUGAAGCCAAUCGCUACUACCGAUGAGGCAGCAGCAAAAGCAAGUCAAAUGGAAACAGCAACAAAAACGCAGACUACCGAAAUGACAGCCGCCAACCUGGAUGCAACGCAAUUGACAAAUAGUGGCGUCGACAAACAGGUGACAGCUAUGAGUAUGCAAACAAUGGAAUCACUGGCAGCAGAAGCGACAGCAACAGCAACUCCGAUAGCUUUAGCUGCAAACAACACAAAAGCAACGGCCGUGGGAGGAGGAGGAGGAGGCCGAACAGCAACAGCAUUGCCACAUAUGCUUAACAUAGCUGAGGUUGGCAGCUUACAAGCACAAUUAGAUGCCCAAAAACAACAAUCGCAACAACAGCAGCUAAGCAGACUGCUAUCACCAACAUCGACAUCGACUGCCACAGCAAUGGACAAAACAACAACAAUGACAGGGCGCGUUCCACCUGUCAGUUGCAUGUCAACCAUCACAACGGCAACAACAACAACUGGAACAACGACGACAAUAGCAAACGCCAUUGCUGCACAAUUGGCACAAACAAAGCCUUUAAAAGCAGCGCUGGCGGCAAAUAAUUUCAGAGGGGCAGUAGUAGCAUCGCAAACAUCGAUACUUGAUGGCGCUGACAGUGGUGCAGCUAGUGCCGCGCGUGAUUCCUGCCACAGCUCAGUGUCAACGAGUUCAGCUGGCUCUAGUGCGGACUCUACAUGCUCAUCAGCCUCCUCAGGCUCAGCGACAUCUUCCAAUGCUUCAGCGGCAACUGGCACCUCUUCCACUUGCUCGUCAUUAUCGUCCACGGGCACUGUGCGCACGGAAUUGAAACAAAAGACUAAUGGCAGUGGGCGACCAACACAGCUAUAAGAACAACAAUACAACAAUGAAAUGCGCUACCAACAAGCACAAUCACUGCAGGCGGAGAGUAAAGCACUUGAUCAACAACAGCAACAAUAAGAACAAAAAACAAACAAUAACAAUCACACUUUAUACAGGUAAAAAGGUAAACAAUGGAUGGAUGAAUGGUGCAGCGCGCAGCUGAAUUGUGCCGUUGACAACGAUA